AUGGUUGGCGUCCUAAUGAGCUCAGUUUUUGCCUCAGCAAAGAGGCUCCCAUAUGUUUUGAAGCAUAAUAACAGACUUGCACUUGUUACUGCUAGAAACAUUGUAACCUCGAGGCGUCUGUUAAAUGAAAAAAAACCUCAGGAUGGCAAUAAGUCACAAUCCAUCCUUGAUGAUGAUUUGUUGUAUAAGGCUGGCGUUGAAAUUGGAGAAAACGCUGGCGAAAAGACCUCAUCUGAAGAUUCCAGCAGUUCUAGCAAUAAAAAAAGAAGACAUCGUAAGACUUCUACAGAAAUUAAGAGAGAAAGAUAUGCCAAUUUUUUCUAUAUAUUUUCUUUAUCGGGUAUUAUGGGAACUGGUCUCUAUAUGUCUAGAAACUGGGACGAGAGUGAACCUGAAAGUAUGAGAAAUGGGGUUGACAACGGUUACACCCCAGGGCUUAUGUUUAGAAGAUUUAAAACCAGAUUUGACUCCAUUUUCACAUUUUUCCAAGAACCUCCCUUCCCCGAUUUGCUUCCCCCUCCACCUCCGCCUCCAUACCAAAGACCAUUAACUUUAGUGCUUCCCUUAGAGGACUUUUUAGUCCACUCUGAAUGGAGUCAAAAGCAUGGCUGGAGAACUGCUAAGAGACCAGGUGCAGACUACUUUUUGGGUUAUAUUUCUCAAUAUUACGAAGUGGUGCUUUUCUCUUCUAACUACAUGAUGAAUGCAGAAAAGAUUGCUGAAAAACUGGACCCUAUUCAUGCUUUUGUUACUUACAAUUUGUUCAAGGAGCACUGUCUAUACAAGGACGGUGUUCAUAUUAAGGAUCUUUCCCAUUUAAACAGAGAUCUAGGAAAGACUAUCAUUAUUGACACCGAUCCUAAUGCAUUCAAGUUGCAACCUGAAAACGCUAUUCAGGCCAAGCCAUGGAAAGGCACAGCUGACGAUGGGCUCCUACAGUAUAUUCCAUUCUUAGAAUACUUAGUUACACAGCAAACUAACGAUGUUAGACCCAUUCUGGCAAGUUUCAAGGAUAGAGAGCACAUUCCAGAAGAGUUCGAUAGGCGUGUAAAAAAAUUAAGACAGAAGUUUGAGCGUGAACAAAAGGCAGCCAUGCAAGGCUGGUUCAUGAAGCUACUAGGUAUCGGUGUUACGGGAAGACCUUCCAAGUUUCCACUUGAUAUCAUAAGGGAAGAGGGUGAAAAGAACUAUGUUCGUUUCAUGAAAAUCAUUGAAGAAGAGAAAGAGAAAUUAAAGUUGCAACAAGCCGCCAUGGGAUCUCAAACUUUUACCUUAAAGGACUAUGUUGAGGGUAACAUCCCAUCUCCAGAAGAGCAGAUGAAGAUACAAUUACAGAAGCAAAAGGAAUUUGAAGAGAUGUAUGAAAAGCAAAAGUUGGAAAAACAUAAGGUAGAGAACGAAAAAUAG
Eremothecium sinecaudum is the source of this 1407-nucleotide messenger RNA. RefSeq names its product protein translocase subunit TIM50 (gene TIM50). The coding region runs from base 1 to 1407 and encodes 468 amino acids. Gene Ontology annotation, molecular function: phosphoprotein phosphatase activity. The record is from RefSeq and is a predicted model, not a curated record. The transcript has a single exon. NCBI's taxonomy places the organism in Eukaryota, Fungi, Ascomycota, Saccharomycetes, Saccharomycetales, Saccharomycetaceae.